This is a messenger RNA of Oncorhynchus gorbuscha (pink salmon), 9011 nucleotides long. RefSeq lists its product as uncharacterized. Gene Ontology annotation, biological process: protein targeting to membrane. The transcript is spliced from 10 exons. The record is from RefSeq and is a predicted model, not a curated record. Gene Ontology annotation, cellular component: nascent polypeptide-associated complex; cytoplasm. Bases 264 to 8657 code for a protein of 2797 amino acids. Lineage: Eukaryota; Metazoa; Chordata; Actinopteri; Salmoniformes; Salmonidae.
UGCAGCUCCCUCUCAGAUUCCACACAAACAUAUGCGCCCACACACACACUAGCAGCAUCGCGAGACCCACACACACUCUCACUCAUAGCAUCAUCACUGCUCUGCUGCACCACAGAGAGAGGCACGCUGAGCAUUCACCCUCUUUCUCUCUCUCUCUCUCUCUCUGCUCCUUCCUCUACUGCGCACUCUCUCUCUGUUCACCUUGGCUGCUGGGUGGUGUGGAGUUAUUGUUGCGUCAGAACCAGAGAGAUCCAGAGACAGCCAUGCCGGGGGAGAGCUCUCACAGAUCUGUCCCCAAAGAAAGACAUCCAGAGCUCGGAGCAGAGCAGACAGGCUUGCCUGAACCAGACAUGACCAGACAUGCCUCCUCUGACUCCACUCCUAGUGACAGUGGCUCCACCCCUAGUGACAGCGGCUCUAGUCCCUCCCCCAGCACCCCUCAGAAGCUGCUCCCAUCAUGCACCUCUCCUUUUGGGCCGCGGCUGGUCCGGACCACGCCCAGCUCGUCCGCGACCCCGCGACCCCAGCCUGAAGGUUCCGACCGUCGCCACAGUAACACGAUCCGGCUUAGCGGGACGUUUGGAGGUCAUGGACCCUGUGGACGUCGCAGCGGACCCGUGAAGAUGGAGAGAAUCAAGGUCCUGAUGGGCUCAGAGGUGGAGAGCGACUACAAGGAGCCAGAGAACAUGGACACACGGGUGGUGAUGGGCCAGGAGGCCCUGCUCAAGACCAAGAAGACCCUGACAGGGAAGUGCCCUUGCAGGCAGAGCAGCCAGGCGAUACCCCUGCCCGGAGGCCCAGUCUUGGAGGUCCCUAACCCUCCCUCAGAACCACAGGCAGAGGCUGGAGAAAAGGCCCAACUGGACACAGGACAGGAGAGAGACAAUUCACCUCCGACCCCAAAGAUGGAGCAAGAGCAGGAGAGAAUCCCUGUCCUGCCCAUUAGCCCUCUCCUCACCCCUCUCCUAACCCCCCUCAACCCUGUCUCCCCUCCCUCCUCAGAGCCAGUCACAGUGGAUGUUAGUUUGACGGGCAGCUCAAGCCCUUUGGAGGCAGGGCUGUCUCCCUAUGGUGAAAUGCCUUUUGUAUGUGCCAUGUAUGCCAUGCCCUCCCUGUCCGAGCCAGCCUAUCCCCCUGCUAUCCUGUCCUUCACUGAGCCGGCCUAUGCCGUGGACCCUCUGAGAGUGGGCGUUCCCUCAUCCCUGGAUCCUGACCUGUACUACACCGCCCCAUCCACCCCCAUCAAGAUGGCUGCUUACCCCUCACACCUCAAACAUCGCUCUUACCCUGGCUCUCCAGCCUCUCCCCUCUCACAAAACUCCCCCUCGGACAGCGAGGACCUGUGCUCCCCCCUCACCUCCCCCUCUGGCUCCUACGUCACAGCGGAGGGGGGCAGCUGGACCUCUUCCACCUCCCCCUGCACCUCCCCCAAUCUGCUCCUGGCAGAGGAGGUGCAGGAGGCACCUGCAUGCUUUGUCAGCUCGCUGUCCGAAAUCGGAGAUGAGGUGGGAGAGGAUAGGGGAGCAGUAGGGGAGAGGGCAGAGAAGGGAGGAGGAGCAGCAGAGUGGCGGUUCUGCCUCUAUAAGGGUCUAGCAGAGACUGUGAUCCUGGAGGAGGAGGAGGUGCUGAGAGGGGAGGUGAGGGGGAGGGGGAGUGAGGAAGCGACAGUCUCAAGAGGUAGCUGUCGCCCCCGAUGGGUGACAGAGGACACUUCCCCAUUGAGGAGCAGCAGCGGCAGAAGCACUGACUCCCAGGAAGAGGGAGGGGAGUCGGAGGGCUCGCUCUGCCCAGCAGAGGAUGCUCUAGCUGGGGGACAGCAGUACUCUAGUCCCCUGCUGCAAAGAGGCCUGGAGCUGGAGCUGCAGGAACUUUACCCUCCCAUUGCCAACCCAGAGGAUGAAACAGACUCCCCACGGUUGACCUCCAUGUCCUUCCCCUUCGCCCCAGUCAUGGGGAACCUAACCCAUCACACCUCCAGUGUCAACCCUACUUCCCCCAAACUUCCCCUGGACACCUGCUCUCCAGAUGUGUCAGACGGGGAUAACUCCAGUCCAUACGGAGAGAUGGGUACCUUCCUUCUGUUUCCAGGCUCCUACAGUGAUGAUGGAGAGAUGGAGGAGGAGGAGGAGGAGGAGAGGAUGAUCCCAGCCUCUCUGCUUAACUUUCCCCUCCACACCAGCCUCCUCUUUCAGGCAGACUCCAUGGAGAUCACUCUCUUCCCCACAGAGGAGGGGAAUGAGGGAGGAGAGGGAAACGACAGGAACGAAGGGAACGAUGUGGAUGCAUAUGCGGCCGGAGAGGAGGAGGGGGACGUGGAGGAUGAUGAUGAAGAUGAUGAUGGGGAAGAAGUGGAGGCUAAGGUAGAGAUAGAGGAGGCUAAGGUAGAAAUAGCGAUAGAGGAAGAGGUUGAUGAAGAGGAGGGUGAGGAUGUUGAGGAAGAGGAGGAGGAGGGUGAGGGUAAGGCUGUAAAUGACCCAGCUGAAGAGGACAACUCGGCCUCCUUCCUUCAUUCACUGUCGGAGACUUCCAUCAACGAAGGUCUGGAUGAGUCCUUCUGUUUCCAUGAUGACACUGACGACUCACUAGACUCCGCCUCUUAUAAUGGCGAAGAGGAUGAGCGGCUGUACAGCACAGAGAGACAUGCUGAACCACCCACAGGACCACCCACAGAACCACACCAAGCCAAACUUCAGCCUGAAACUAGACCAGAGGCCCACAGCACUGAACUGUCUCAGUCCCAGAGCAGACCUAGCCUAAUCAAUCCCCAAGGAGACAAAGAGCCCCGGCCUGAACCACCACAACCACAACCUGCACUUGACCCUGCCCAACUUGCGGAAUCAGCCCACCCCAAGUCCUCGAACAGCGGCAGUGGGAGUGAAAUGGAGACCUCAGAGUUCUCUGACCCUCCUGUCCCCUCUCCUUCUCAGGAGAGCCCUUCUGUCUCUACCCUUACCCCUAAACCUUCUACAACCCCUUACCCUGCCUCGAUUACCCCAAAGACUACCCCUGGUACCGUGUCAACCCCUAAAACCAAGCCUGCAUCUCUCUCUAACCCCAACACUAACUUUGCUCCUGCCCCUAAUGCUAAAUCUGCUACUGUCUGUACCACUAACAGUAACCCUGCUACAGCCUCAACCCCACAAAAUAACUCUGCUACUGCCUCCACCCCCAAAACUAACCCUGCUACUGUCUGUACACUUGAAAUGAACCCUGCUACGGUCUCUACCCCUAACACUAACAGUGCUCUUGCCCCUAACGCUAGAUCUCCUACGGCCUGUACCACUAACACCAACCCUGCUACAGCCUCAACCCCCAAAACUACCCCAGGUACAUGCUCUACCCCAAACCCUACUGUUACUCCUAACACUAACCCUGCUGCUACAAUCGAGGAGACAGCGUCCCACAGCAAUCCUGUCACACUGGCAACCCUGCCAUCCCAUAACAGCCCUGUGACCCUGGCAACAGAAGCAGGGCAAGCCAAAGCAGCUGCAGAGGAAGUACAGGCUGGUACGGUGAGAGAGGAGGACAAAAGGAGCGGUGAAAAGAGAGAGAAAGACAAACAGAGCAGUGGGGAGAGAGGAAAGGACAAACAGAGCAGUGGGGAGAGAGUAAAGGACAAACAGAGCAGUGGGGAGAGAGGAAAGGACAAACAGAGCAGUGGGGAGAGAGGAAAGGACAAACAGAGGGGUGCGGAGAGAGAGAAGGAUGAACAGAGUACAGAGACUUCCGACGAGGAUCACACAGAGCAGACAGACAGAGACUCGUUCAAACUACUCAUUAAGCCACACCCCUCUAAGUCAGACACACCCCGGCCUAAACAGAAGACCUCUGAGCCCUGUAAGCCACUCCCACGUGUGUUUGGGGUGGCAGCGGCUUCAAUCCGGUCCAAACCGCUUCUGGUGUCAGUGAUGGAACUGGACCAGAAGAAUGAGAACAGCAGCACUGAAGGUGUGGACGCCCAUCAGGUCCUUGAAGGGACCACUGCCACCAAUGAUCUAAACAAGGGGGUCCCUCUGCUCUCGUACCCGAAAGAGCCUAACCCCAGCAACAUCCCUGUCUCCUCCUGCCCUGAGAGCUCACCUGACCUGGCUGACAACCUGUCCCUGACCCCUGACAUCUGCCCAUGUGACCCCGCCCAGGAGAACCUGAGGGAGAACACCCUGAGCACUGAGGACGGGGGCCCUGUGGCCCUGGGCUCCCCUCACACACCUCUGGCUGUCUCUCCCAAGAGGGAGAACUCAGAGACAGACGCCGGAGGGAGGAGGGGGGUUGGGGGCUGGGGGGCAGGGGAGGCCCAAUCUCUCUCUCUGGGGCAGGGCUGUGGGUUGGAGGCACAGAGCGUGUUACUGUGUGAGGUGGAGGGGCAUGCUGUUGGACAGACAAUUGGACAGACGAUUGGACAGACACUCUCCGGGCUGCCCAAUGUCAGCACAGACGAGGAUGAGGUGGAUGAUAUAAUGGGGGACGAAGAAGACAACAACAGCCUGUGUGGUCGGCCAGACAAGAUGGCAGAUGUUGAGCUUGUGGGAGAGGGAGUGCCAGAGUCCAACCUGUCCAGCUGGAGGUCCAUCGAGGAGAUAUCAGAGGCAGGGGGAGGAGAGGACGGAAGCUCCCAAUUCCCAGAGGAUGAUGUCAGCAACCUGCAGAGUCGCCCAGAAAACAAGGAGCAGGAAAACAACAACAAUGACUCAGUGUUCCUAUCCUCUGGAAUGCCAACCUGUGUGACUCUGAAUGCCCUGUCAGAGGAGGUGAGACACCAGAGCCAGAGUGUGAGUCUGAGGGCAUCCCUCUCAAACAUACCAAUCACAGAGGUGAAACCACAGGCUGCUGCAGCCUCCGAUAGGCAAACAACAUCAACGGACAGCUCAACACACCAAUCAGACAUAAGACAGGCUUCCUCGUCCUUGGAAAGCCCUGGGCGUGUCUCACCACUAGGGGGUAAACCACAGACCGUUUCAGACCAGAGCUCUUGUUCAGUAGAGGCAUCCAUUUCCAGACCCAACAGUAACACAGAUAUUAACCCAGCAGUCAAACAGGCAGACCUUGCUAUAUCUCUGCUGGGUGGGGCAUUUGGAUCCUUCAGUCAUAAAAUCAGACCAAGCAACUCCAAGUCAGGCAGACUGCCCCAAGAAACUUCCCCAUCAAUGAGCAAAGACACAGUAGAGAAUGUCCAAGUCUCCCAAGAAACGUCUCUCUCAGUGGGCAAAGACACAGUAGAGAAGGUCAAAGUUUCCCAGGAAACUUCCCUAUCAGUGAGCAAAGUCACAGUAGAGAAGGUCCAAGUCUCCAAAGAAUUGUCCCUAUCAGUGGGCAAAGACACAGUAGAGAUGGUCCAAGUUUCCCAAGAAUUUCCCCCAUCAGUGGGCAAAGACAUGGUAAAGAAUGUCCACGUUUCCCAAGAAUUCUUCCUAUCAUUGGGUAAAGACACAGUAGAGAAGGUCCAAGUUUUUCACGAAACUUCCCCAUCAAUGAGCAAAGACACAGUAGAGAAAGUACAAUUUUCCCAAGAAUGUUCCCCAUUAGUGAGAAAAAACAUAGUAGAGAAGGUCCAAGUUUCCCAAGAAACCUCCCCAUCAGUGAGCAAAGACACAGUAGAGAAAGUACAAUUUUCCCAAGAAUGUUCCCCGUCCGUGGGCAAAGACAUAGUAGAGAAGGUCCAAGUUUCCCAAGAAACCUCCCCAUCAGUGAGCAAAGACACAGUAGAGACGGUCCAAGUAUUCCAAGAACCAUCCCUAUCAGUAGGCAAAGACACGGUUGAGAAAGUCGAAGUUUCCCAAGACAUUUCCCCAUCAAUGAGCAAAGAGAUAGUAGAGAAAGUACAAUUUUCCCAAGAAUGUUCCCCAUCAGUGAGCAAAACCAUAGUAGAAAAUGUCCAAGUCUCCCAAGAAACUUCCCCAUCAGUGGGCAAAGACACAGUAGAGAAGGUCGACAUUUCCCAAGAAACAUCCCCAUCAGUGAGCAAAGACACAGUAGAGAAGGGCCAAGUAUCCCAAGAAUCGGCCCUAUCAGUUGGGAAAGACACAGUAGAGAAGGUCCAAGUUUUCCAAGAAACUUUCCCAUCAGUGAGCAAAGACACAGUAGAGAAGGUACAAGUAUUCCAAGAAUCAGCCCUAUUAGGGGGCAAAGACACAAUUGAAGAGGUCCAAGUUUUCAAAGAAACUUCCCCAUCAGUGGGCAACGACACAGUAGAGAAGGUCAAAGUUUCCCAAGAAACUUCCCCAUCAGUGAGUAAAGACACAGUAGAGAAGGUCCAAGUCUCCAAAGAAUCUUCCCUAUCAGUGGGCAAAAAUACAGUAGAGAAGGUACAAGUCUCCCAAGAAACUUCCCCAUCAGUGAGCAAAGACACAGUGGAGAAGGUCCAAGUUGUCCAAGAAUCUUCCCUAUCAGUGAGCAAAGACACAGUGGAGAAGGUCCAAGUUGUCCAAGAAUCUUCCCUAUCAGUGAGCAAAGACACAGUGGAGAAGGUCCAAGUUGUCCAAGAAUCUUCCCUAUCCCCAUCAGUGGGCAACGACACAGUAGAGAAGGUACAAGUUGUCCAAGAAUCUUCCCUAUCCCUAUCAGUGGGCAAGGACACGGUAGAAAGUGUGAAAAAACUCUGUUCCCAGCCUCAGCCAGAGGAGACAGAGCCACAGACGAUGAGCCAAAGAGAGGGUGGUGGCGGUCAGACGACUGAUAGGCACAUUGACCAACCAAAGAUGAGCGUGGCCUUAGAAGGGCAGGAGAGCAGUGUUUGUAUCUCAGGGGAAAGUGAGGUGGAGGAGAGAGCAGAGGAGAGAUUAUCUCCAACAGAAAGUAUUCCAGAACUUGCACAGCGUCAGACACCUGAGGGAGAGCUGAGCACAGAGAAAGCCAUCACUCCUCCUCAGCCAGAGAGGAGAGGGAAGCAGAGAAAGCAGAGCAGAGACAGACCCAGUCAGCUGCGCAGACAAUCUACAUCAGGCCCUGGGUCUACUGAUCAACCACAGAAACCGGCUCUCGCUACCAAGACCCUAGCAGACACCUCCCCACCAGGGAAACAAAAGAAUACGAACACGAGGGGACAAAAAUCUGUUGCAGAUACCAGACAGAGGAAACCUGUGAAGGGCAAACCUGAAGCAGAGUCCGGGAGGAGAGGGGAAAACAGAAACGUCUCCGUUGCCCCGACUCUCCCUAGUCCUACCAACCUCUGCCCUAUAGCUCCCACUCUCCUAGUCAACCAGGAAGUGAACAUGGAAGUGCACCAGAUAAUGCUUGAUAACAGGCCGCUGCCUGGCUGCCAGACAGAAAGCAGGAAGGAUAUCAACGAUAACAAUGUGGGGAGUGGCCAUACCUCCCCUACAGAACAGAAUAGGUCCUCUUCUCCUCCACUUCUUCCCUCCUCCUCUCCUCCUCACCUCUCAUUCUCUCCUCUUUCCUCAUCUCCCCCACCUCUUCCCUCCUCCUCUCCUCCUCCUCUCUCCCCCUCUACUCUCUCCUCCUCUCCUCCCCCCAGUUCCUUCGCGAUGCCGCCAGAUGAGGACCUCCCCACCCCCAUACAGGAGUCCCAGCCUCUUGUCACCCCACUCCUAGACACCCAGCCUCAAUCAAUCAAUGUUCAGGCAGCCUCUGCAACCCUUUCUACUACCCCUAAGCACCCCCCUAUACCCACCAAAAGUGUCCCUAUGUCCCCUAACCCCUCCUCAUUUCCAUCUCCACCCACGUCAGCCCUGGCCUCAACCCCCAGCUUUACCCAGCCCACCCAGGAGUCUCUGCCACGGCUGGAGGCUCCAACCACAAUGCCUGUCCUAGGCAUCCGCAGGCAGGUCCAACCCCAACCAAACCUCCUCACCAAGCCCAACAGACAGGUCAAGACAGGUCAGUCACAAAGCCCACAGGACAGAGAUGGGAUGGACACAGGCAGUGAUGAUGAUGCCACUGCUGUUCCUCUACGACGUCACAUGACUCAGCCCAGGGGGAUUGUGGGAAACCCUUCUCAUAAAGAGUCUGGCUCCUCCAAUCAGCGAGAGAUACUGCUUCACUCCUCCUGCCAAACAACUGAGAGACAGACAGACUGUCCAAUCAGCCACAAGGAUUCACAGGAGCUGGACCUGUCCUUCAAACACAACUUGGGCUCCUGCAAUGAGUCGGAGAGUGACGGAUCAGUGCCAGAGUUGGAAGAACCAGAGGGGGUGCCACUGAGAUCCUCAGAACCCCAGGCCAUCUCUCCUGCUGAUGAGGGGAUUAACAGACCUAAGCAGAGCCGCAGUGAGAAGAAGGCCCGCAAGGCCAUGGGUAAGCUGGGCUUGCGGCCGGUCCACGGUGUGACCAGGAUCACUAUAAGGAAGUCGAAGAGCAUCUUGUUUGUCAUCAGCAGACCUGAUGUCUUCAAGAGCCCCGCGUCAGACAUCUACAUCGUCUUUGGAGAGGCCAAGAUAGAGGACCUGUCUCAACAGGUGCACAAGGCAGCGGCAGAGAAGUUUAAGGUCCCGGUGGAGCCCUCCCCACUGGUGCCCCCUGCACCACCCAGCCUCACCAUCAAGGAGGAGAGCGAGGAGGAGGAGGUGGACGAGGGAGGUUUGGAGCAGAGGGAUAUAGAGCUGGUGAUGGCCCAGGCUAACGUGUCCCGUUCUAAAGCUGUCCACGCCCUCAGACACAACACCAAUGACAUCGUUAACGCUAUCAUGGAACUGACAAUGUGAGAGGACCCCCACCAAGCAUAAAUGCCACAGUCACAUCUGUAUCGCUGCUAUGUUGCAUUCUCCUUACCUGCUAAUAAACAGUCUGUUAUAACUACACUAGUGGGUGAUACUGUUAACCACCCUAAUACUUCACGUCAUGUUGAGUGUAUACAGUUGAAGUCUGAAGUUUACAUACACUUAGGUUGGAGUGGACAAAACUUGUUUUAGAGCCCUUCCAUACAUUUCUUGUCAAAAAACUACAGUUUUGGCAAGUUGGAAGGACAUCUACUUUGUGCAUGACACAAGUAUUCAUUAGUUACCAUAGCACCUUCCGGAGACACCUGAAACCCCACCUCUUUAAGGAAUACCUAGGAU